CAACGAUUCGCGCCAAUAGUUUGUACAUAUUACAACAAAGCUACAAUCUUCCGCUAAUUAGUGACGCCCAACUUAGUGUUUACAGUUUCAACUUACACUCGAAGCAAUUGGAGAUUAGUACAGACAGACCGAUAUUAGGGGAGACACACUGUACACCCCGGAGACACUACCACUCGUGAGUUUUGUUGCAAAUAUCCAGACAGCGGAAAAGAAGCAAAAAAUUCAGCCGGCCGACUCAUCUAUAUCCUCGACUGUAAGGCACCGUGGAACAUCCCACCGACCACCCCGUCUUCAGAUAAUGUGUUUAAGUUAGCGUUAACAUUAUAAGGUGUUAGAAUGGAUACCCGCCGCCACCUCCUCCCCCUGGUUUGCUGCCUAUUCACGGCAAAUUUGGUUUCAUCAACAGCGGGUCCCGUGUUCGUCAAUCCCGAAGUAUCUUCCACGGUUUCGCCCUCCUCAGUUAAUCAGGGAAAUUACGUCACUCAAACAGUCUAUGGCUUCCUCGACUUUACCACUACAAUUGGAAACACUGUCAUGGUUUUCUCGCCGCAAAGUGCCGCAGUUUCAGAGCCUCCGAAGGAAGUAAAAGAGGUGUCGUCGAACACGGUGAUCGAUACGAAGCCGUCGACUCCCGCCGUUAAGAAAGAAACGAUUAUAAUAAAACCGAGCAAGACGCAAGUAAAUCCCGAAAAGAAAGCACCGGAGUCCCUGAAGAUUUCUUCAGUUGUUCAAGUACAGUCGAGUCCGCCUUUAAUCCUAUCGAGUAAGGUUGAAGUUAAGGCCGCCCCUUCGACCCAAGUUAACGUGAUUGAAGCGAAAGCGAGUGUGGUGUCGAAGGCCAUUUCGAGCAAAGUGGAGGUAGUGAAGGUGUCUCCCAGUAAACCGAUUUCGAGUCAAAAUAUCAUCACCAAAGUGGAAAUCGUGAGCGCUCCCCCGGUAAUCUCCAGCAAAGUAGAAGUGGUCACCAGCUCGAAGGAACCGGCAGUUACACAUAGCGUCGUCUCUGUCAAGAGCGAAGAAGAGCCGGCCGUCAUCAUCGGCAACAACAUCGGCGAACCCGAGUAUGAUUUUCUCUCCAGACAGCCGUCGGAAGUUGUGGAGGAAACCUACAAAGUAAUAAACUUAAAACCGAGUUCCAAGUUCCAUUUAAAGCCGCGUCCUUCAGCUGAGCCAAAAAACAAAGCGACGAAGAGAGACUCAUUACACCCGACGGGAUUAGUCACUAAACUGGGAGGAACUGUCAUAAAAGACGGAACGACAACCGUCCACGAAACAAGCGUUAUCGGAACCUACAUCUCCGGAAAGUACGCGCAGGUGCUCCAGAGCACUUCGCACAUCCACAACAACCACCAGAAGGCCAAGAUAAACCCAUCGCCGACGCUCAGGAUCCUCAAGACGGCGGCGCCCUCUCUAGGCAAAGGAAAUAAGCACCAUCGCCAUUUGGAGCCGACUCCCGCAGGCUCCAUAAACGAGGAGACGGCUCUUCCGGCGGAAUCGCCGUUUAAUUCGCAAAACUCCAUUAAAUCCACGAGGAAGCCGACGGGACCUGGAUCCUCCUUUAAACCGAGAUUUAAAAACAGGCAGAAGGAGGCGGAAGCUGAUGAUGAAAACAACGAACAAGAUGUCUCGGCGCAUUCCAAGAACAAGAAAUCACAGCGAUCCAGGGCACAGACGCAAUCCGGGAGGAAUUCCAAACACAACACCUCACACAGACCCCAAAAAUACGGUCGGAGUAGCAGAAAAACAACUACAACAACUCGCCCUGUAUCUGUACACAGUGAAGAAGUAACGACGGCCCCGUUGGGCUCCGGCAAGCGCUAUCAGUCACGAAGAAAUAAACAGCAUCGACCGAGCGUUACCAGCUCGGAAGCCCCCAGCAAUAACGGAGGCUACAGCCGGCGGGGCUACAAGCCCAAAGUUCAGGCGUCGACGGUGGACCAGAGCUCGGGCUCGACCAGUUUGUAUAAGUUUAAAUUAAAUCGGUCUCCAGGCAGAUGGCAGUACAAGACAACACCUAAGCCCAGAGUCACUAUCAGGAAGCAAAACGACGACGAGGAAAGCGGUAACGAGACGCUCGGAACGACGCCGACGACGCUGCAAGACGUGUCUCCGGCGCUCAACGACGUCGUUACGCCCCAAGCCAGGGCCGACGACGUCGACGGGCUGGAGGGCUCCGAAUCAAUUGCUUCAAUUAUUGACGAUCAAAGCUCCACGGAAAAUAAACUCGACACUCCCUUCCCCCUCGAAACGCUUAAGGUGGAAAUUUCCACGCCGCCCGAUUUUAAGGACAUCUACUACGAAAUUGCCACCAUCAAGUCGCCCUACACGUUCCAGGCCGGCAACGUGAAAAACACAAGAUAUAUAACUGUCACGUCCACAUUCGAAAAAAGCCUGGUGAAUACGCCCGAAGCGACGAUAUCGCCCUCGGGCUCGGAGCCGUUAACAGAAAAUAUUUUAGCCACUUCAAGCAAUUACGGCAAGGACAAUAAUUUCUUGGAUUCGAGCGUUGCCACGUUGCCGCCGAUUUAUCUCGCAUCGGACAUGCAGACCCCGCCCUUGGAAACACUCACGGAGACGUUCAGCACGACCCAGACCAUGUUCAAGACCCACGUCCUGCCCAUCGUUCACACCGGAAACGAAACCGCCACCACCACUCUGGUGCAGACGUACUUAGUGACGAGGAUGGUCACCGCCACGAAGACGCUGCCCCCGAUGGACGCCUACCACUUCAUCCCCAGCAAGACGCUCAAGGAGUUCAACAGUUACUUGGACGAGGCGGGGUCGGAGCUGCACCUGGAGCUCGAAUUCGGGGACCAGAACGACGAUGACGACGGUCAUGCUAAAAGGGCGUUCCAUGAUUUGGAUCUAGCGAAAAUCGGGUCCGAUUUUGAUCUAUCCGACGUGGAUAAGGCGCGGAUCCCUGAAGGACUUUUACGGCCGAAGAAGGCGCCUAAACCGAUUCUCAGUGAACAGUUCCCUGCACAGAAUCUUAAUCCUGAUCAGCUGCAGCAGUUGGCGCUUUUGCGACUGUUGAAUCCGGGGGCGGCUCAAGGUCAGGUCAUCACCACUUCGAAGCCCGUCCUCAAGCUCGAGACCGUGUACGAGUCCCUCGUCAUCCCGGUGACCACCGCCGGCAACACCAUCCUCAGCACCAUUUCCAAGGUCCUGGGGACCGUGACUAAGACGGAUUACGAGUUCGGCACUAGCACGAUCGCCCCGGCGCCGCUGCCGCUGCCCCCAGUUCCGGUUAACCCUCUGUUUCCGCAACCCCAGUUCGCUGUCACUUCGUCUCCCAUCAUCCAGAGCACUCUUGUUACGCAAACUGAUAGCAAGAUUCUUAAGCUGACUUUCGGGGCUAAAACGGCUUACACGACCAUUUUCUCGACCAAAGUGGUGCCAACUUUACUGACGACGUAUAUGACGGCGUCGGUGCCCGUGCAGCCCACGGCGGCGACCUUCCCGGGAUUCUUCCCGGCGCCCUAUCCCGGCUAUCCCUUCGUCGGUUGACGUCACAACGCUAAAUAGACUUUUACUGAAAUUGAGUGAGCGCUGACGAACGGUCGGUGCUAAAACGGAUACAGUGUUGUGUCGUGCUAAUGGACAACGUUUGUAAAUUUUCAUCUUGUAAAUAAUGCAUUAAUCAUCGAGUAGUUAUGUAAAGUGUAGUUUGAUUUGAUUUUCGAAGUUGAGGCGCUGUCAACUGAAUCCAUCGAAUGUAUUUAUAAUGCUCACGUUCAUUGCACUCUCGAUUGUGGAAAAUGUCUACUGUAAAUAUGAUAGGUGUAAGUGUAAGUUUUAUAUAUUUUUGACAAUGUAAGAGUGGUCAAUAAACACACAAACAAUCCUAAAGUUA
Messenger RNA from Zophobas morio, 3853 nucleotides. RefSeq lists its product as uncharacterized. NCBI's taxonomy places the organism in Eukaryota, Metazoa, Arthropoda, Insecta, Coleoptera, Tenebrionidae. The transcript is spliced from 10 exons. The coding region runs from base 337 to 3507 and encodes 1056 amino acids. The record is from RefSeq and is a predicted model, not a curated record.